AUGGAAGAACAACAAGCAACAACGGCGCAAGAAGUAUCGGGCAUUGCUUUGUCCAUGCGUGUCCCACCGUUUUGGCGCGACAGACCUCGGCUCUGGUUCAUCGCUUUCGAAGCAGCAACCAACGACCUGAAGAGGAGCGAAGCCCAGCGAGCACAAAUGGUCAUCGCGCAACUCGAGAAGGAAGACAUCGAGCAAGUCUGCGACCUGCUGUACGACCCGCCCGCAGAAAACCAGUACACAGUACUGAAGGAGCGACUGGUGUCCGUGUACGAAGAGUCCGACGGCCGCCAACUGCAGACACUCCUGUCCGACAUGGAACUCAGCGACCAGCGACCCAGCCAACUACUACGCCGCAUGCGGACACUCGCCCGCAACAAGGUUCCGGACAACACGCUGAGGCUGAUGUGGAUGAACUUGCUGCCACCUCACGUCCGCUCCGUACUUGUUGUCAGCGACACCAUCAGCAAGGACACAGCGCUGGACGAAUUGUCAUAA
Ostrinia nubilalis (European corn borer) is the source of this 495-nucleotide messenger RNA. RefSeq lists its product as uncharacterized. The transcript has a single exon. The coding region runs from base 1 to 495 and encodes 164 amino acids. The record is from RefSeq and is a predicted model, not a curated record. Lineage: Eukaryota; Metazoa; Arthropoda; Insecta; Lepidoptera; Crambidae.